GCAGCUCCUCUUCCCCGCCAUAUCUGGGCAACCUGUCGGGGAGGAAGUGGCUUUACAGGUGACUUGGGAUGCUCAAUCAACGAGCUCUCGAGUCAUGCAGGCGACUUUCCGCUCCAUGCUUGACCACCUGCUGCCCUCUAGGAACGACUACUUCGUCGUCCACCAACGCUCAUCUCGUCCCUUCUUAGCCCGAGAGAUAUAAAUUAUGGCAUGCGUUAUCUUCAGAUUCCAUCAUUCUUUCACUGUUCUCCCUUGUAUCGGACACUAUGACGACUUUUACAAAGACAAGCGAAGGGACAAAUCCUGCAAUUCAUACCUCAGCGAAUCAUGUCAUUUCAGAUAUCAGUCCUCUCAUCUAUGGAGGGUUCACAGAGUAGGAAGACUUGACCUGACCUCGAUCUGGUUAUUUAUACUCACAAUUCAUAGACAUAUGGGACGCUGUAUAUAUGGUGGACUCUACGACCCCGAAAACAAGAAUGGCCUCAUUGACAAGAACGGAUUCCGCACAGAUGUAAUCGAGUGCAUGAAAGAAUUUCAAGUCCCUGUUGUUCGCUAUCCUGGAGGUAACUUCGUAGCCACUUACAAGUGGCUCGACGGAGUCGGCCCACGAGAGAAACGGCUGAAGAGACCGGAACUCGCGUGGCAGGGGAGCGAGUCCAAUCACUUUGGCACUGAUGAAUUCAUGGAAUGGUGCAAGAUCGUAGGUGCCGAACCUUAUCUCGCACUGAAUAUGGGAACAGGAACAUUGGAAGAAGCUCUCGCUUGGGUAGAAUACUGCAAUUCUGACAAGGACACUUACUACGCCAAUCUUCGUCGAGAAAACGGCCACCCAGAACCUUACAAUGUCAAAUAUUGGGGUCUUGGAAAUGAGAUCUGGGGACCUUGGGGAGUUUUGCCACGAAGUAAUUCCACAUCAGGCUGACAGUUUGUGAAGGCAAGUCGAACAAGAUACCAUGGAACACUAUGCCAAGAAAGCUCAUCAAUGGGGCAAAGGUGACUGACUCCUGGCCUAGUUAAACACAGAAGAAUGCUGGCUUUCUCCAGCUUUAAAGCUUUUGGCCCCGACAAUCAAACUCAUCCUCUGCGGCAAGAACGGACACAGUGAUUGGGAUCGCUACGUGUUGCAGAAGUCCAUGAGCUGGAUUGACAUGCAUUCAAUACACUUGUCCACCUUCGACAAAGAGCAUUAUGCGAACGCCACAUCUCCCCUGGCAGCUGAACGAGCCAUAGAACGAUCUAGCGCGAUGUGAUUUCGAUUAUGAGGGCCACAUGACUUGGCACAUCUCAACAGCACCCGCACAUAAACACCGUCCAACAAUCUACUUUGACGAAUGGAACGUCUGGGAUCCAAUUCGAGCGCCAGGUUACAAAGGAGCGGAAGAGCUUUAUGAUGUGAGUGACAUGCUAGCCGUUGCCGUUUGGCUGAAUGUCUUCAUACGGCAAAGCAAGUACAUUGGCAUGGCGACUGUGGC
Molecule: messenger RNA, 1472 nt
Organism: Cadophora gregata
Lineage: Eukaryota; Fungi; Ascomycota; Leotiomycetes; Helotiales; Ploettnerulaceae
Exons: 3
Coding region: 206-922 (238 amino acids)
Biological process (GO): polysaccharide catabolic process
Source: RefSeq, a predicted model, not a curated record